This is a messenger RNA of Wickerhamiella sorbophila, 1152 nucleotides long. RefSeq names its product Translation machinery-associated protein 46. Gene Ontology annotation, biological process: cytoplasmic translation. The transcript has a single exon. Gene Ontology annotation, cellular component: cytosol. Lineage: Eukaryota; Fungi; Ascomycota; Dipodascomycetes; Dipodascales; Trichomonascaceae. The coding region runs from base 1 to 1152 and encodes 383 amino acids. Gene Ontology annotation, molecular function: mRNA binding; metal ion binding. The record is from RefSeq and is a predicted model, not a curated record.
AUGAGCGGCCAACGGCGCCGCAAAGUGUUCAUGGUCGCCGUGCUGGGCCGCAAUCUCAUCGUCCUAAACAUCGCUUGGGUAACUGGCCAGGAUAUUAUUAAGGCAUCGAAAGUUGAAAUUUUUUUUUUCAGACAAUCUACGAUGGUCAAGAAACAACCGGAGAGCGCUAAGAACAAAGCUGCGAAGCGCAGCAAGCAAGCUGAUGACAAGACUUUUGGUCUGAAGAACAAAAACAAGUCGUCUAAGGUGCAGGCUUUUGUAAAGCAAGUUGAAGAGCAGGCGAAGAGCUCCGGAGCAGCCGCGAAGAAGAAAGAGGCCGACGCUGCCCGACGGGCUGCCGAAAAGAAAGCGGCAGAGGCGGCCAAGGCAGAGGCGCGGGCUCUUUUCAGCCAGGCAAUCACGCCGCAGAAGGUGCCGUUUGGGGUGGACCCCAAGUCUGUGCUGUGCGCGUUUUUCAAGCAGGGACUGUGCAACAAGGGCAGCAAAUGUAAAUUCAGCCACGAUCUGAACGUGGAGCGUAAAGCAGUCAAGAAGGACUUGUACUCUGACGAGCGCACGGACAAAGAGAGCGACACCAUGGACAACUGGGACGACGAGAAACUGGCAAACGUGGUCAUGUCCAAGCACGGCAACCCCAAAACUACUACGGAUAUUAUUUGCAAGUACUUUAUCGAGGCUAUUGAGAACUCCAAGUACGGCUGGUUCUGGGUGUGUCCCAACGGCGGCGACAACUGCAAAUAUAGACACUCGCUUCCGCCCGGAUUCAAGCUCAAAACAAAAGAGGAACAACGCCUGGAGCGUGCUGCUGCUGCUAAUGAACCCAAGAUGACCUUGGAAGACUUUAUCGAGAUCGAGCGCAAAAAGCUUCCCAAGAACCUUACGCCAGUCACGCUGGAGUCUUUCACAAAAUGGAAGACUGAGCGGGAGGCCAAGAAGCUUGCCGAGCGCGAAGAGGCCCAGAAGAAGGCCAAGGGACCUAUGUCUGGUCGCCAGCUCAUGGACUCUGGCAAGUUCGUUGCUGAUGAAGAAGACCAGGAGGACUGGGACUUUACCGCCAUGCGUGCUGAAACUCUGGCCCUGGAACAGGCUGCCGAAGACGCGGCCGAAGAAGCAGCUCGCGAAGAAGCCGAACGGGCCCGCCUCGAGACAUAA